AUGAGUAAAAGUACCGAACUAUUGAAGAGCAAAAAAAUGAUUAUUGUGGGAGGAUCUUCUGGUCUUGGCCGUUCAUUAGCUGCUGCUGUGCUUGCUCACGGUGCUUCUGUGGUAAUAGCCUCUUCGUCGCAAGAGAAGGUGAAUGCUGCUCUUGAGAAACUGAAGCAAGAGGUACCACCUGCGCCAAACGCCACCAUUACUGGCCAGGCCGUCGACCUUAAAGAUUUUACUGCACUCAAGGAAUUUUUGAGAAUGAAGGGCCGUUCGAUCAUUUUGUAA
Messenger RNA from Rhizoctonia solani, 279 nucleotides. RefSeq names its product short chain dehydrogenase. The transcript is spliced from 3 exons. The record is from RefSeq and is a predicted model, not a curated record. Gene Ontology annotation, molecular function: oxidoreductase activity. Bases 1 to 279 code for a protein of 92 amino acids. NCBI's taxonomy places the organism in Eukaryota, Fungi, Basidiomycota, Agaricomycetes, Cantharellales, Ceratobasidiaceae.